CAUCAAAAGUAUUGGAAAAAAACGUAUGACGUCUGAAAUAAAUGACAUCUGCUAUCAAUCGAAUGUAAUUAAAAAUAUGUAAUGAAUAAGGAUCCCCAAUAUAUAUAUAUAUAUAUGUAUGUGUAUAUAUAAUGUAAUAUAUAUAUAUAUAUAUAACGAAAUAAAUGGGAAGACGGACGGCUAUAGUAUCACAUAAAUCAAAUAUAGAUUGUUUAUAUUGUUAUACAUAUUUAUAUGUCGUUUUUUUUUGUGGAAUGGUAUUCCUCCUUGAUGAAUUUUCUCCUCUAUUUCCCAUAUUAAAUGAGCCAGAAGCAGGUGGAAAACCUUUUAAAGACAACAUAUUGUUGUGCGUUUGUUUGAAAAACUUAAUUGGAAACCGCCAUCAAAUAUAGUGCAAGCAUCAAGUAUAGAAUCUUCCAGGGUGGUGAAAUUGACGAAAUAUGAACACCACGGUCAUUGUUGUUGAGCCACUAGAUUCUAGUAUGGAGUUAGUGCGCUUGAUUAAAAAUUCUAGUUGUGAAGAGGUAAUGGAACUAGAGAUGUUUAAGAACAUGGAGAAAAUCAUUGUACAAGAAAAAUCCCAGCGCUUUGGCGAAGGGAAGAAGUACGCAGUAACAGAUAAAAGUUCCAACAUCGAACAUUACGAGAUAAACCAAGACACUCCUUGUCAAUUUUCAUUGCGCACGAUAAAAGAGAAGAGAAAGUUGGUGAAUUUCGACAUUCCGUCUCGUACAUCUUGUAUCUGUCCAUGUGACAUGGCCUGUACACUACGGUCGCAUGUUACACUUCUUCCCGGAACCUUCAUUGGUCACGUUGAACAAACGUUGAAAUGGGGACAGCCUUAUUUCAAUAUAUACGACAGUUCUGGGGAAUGUAUUCUCGCCAUGGAUGCUUCGUUUACUAUGAUGUUUUUCUCAAUUGGCAGACAUAAGGUAACUGACGCUAAUGAUCUAGAAGUUGGCUCUAUAUUGGUUGAAUACUCAACGUCAGAAGGAUUUCACAGUAUCUAUAUAACAUUUAAUAAAGAUCUGAGCAUUGCUACCAAGCUUACAAUUCUUGGAGCUGGGUUAAUGUUCUCGAACGCACAGGCCAGCAGAGUUUAGAACUACCGAAACAUGAAGUCAAGACAAAGAAUCAGGAAAGGUUAAUGAUUCUUUCUCUUUUCACCACGACGCACGUGAAUAUGUGAAGAUUUUGCAUCACUUUAUUCUCUUUUCAUUCUUUGUGUCGUUAUCAUUGUGUCUUUUCAGGGGUGCAUUACCAAACUUUUAUAAAGCCCCCAUACUUGAUUUCGAGUUUUCAAAAGAAAGCUGAACCCCUCAACACAGCCAUGUCUCAUUUUGCAUACGUUGCAUAUUGGAAUGAUGAUAUUUACAACCUCAUUUGAAAACCACAAAUAUUUGAUCGAGUUAUUUCAGAGAUUGCAUCUCAUACACGCUCUAAUCGGAUACAUGCGUACUUCUCAGUUCACCAAAUCUUCAAUUUUCCAACAAAUAUUCAAACUUCUCUGGAAACCUUUUUGAAUGCUGUUUAGCUCUAAGAAAUUCUUGGUAAAUUCUUCAAUUAACCAUAUUGCAUAGCUGGCAUUAGCGUAAUUAACAAUUCCAUGAUAUGCAGGAUUUUAAUCAUCAGUUAGUCUCUAUUACAUCUACUUUCACAGCUCGCACACAACGAUCCAAUGUAAUUUAUCUAUACAUUCCAUUCCAAAGCAUCUUUCAAUGUUGUAAAUUUACAUACAAAUAUAAAAUAAUUACAUUAAACAAUGUUAGUUCUAAGUAUCCAA
Molecule: messenger RNA, 1783 nt
Organism: Xenia sp. Carnegie-2017
Lineage: Eukaryota; Metazoa; Cnidaria; Anthozoa; Malacalcyonacea; Xeniidae
Exons: 6
Coding region: 441-1103 (220 amino acids)
Biological process (GO): plasma membrane phospholipid scrambling
Molecular function (GO): phospholipid scramblase activity
Source: RefSeq, a predicted model, not a curated record